Messenger RNA from Plasmodium berghei ANKA, 888 nucleotides. RefSeq names its product conserved Plasmodium protein, unknown function. Bases 1 to 888 code for a protein of 295 amino acids. The transcript is spliced from 2 exons. The record is from RefSeq and is a predicted model, not a curated record. NCBI's taxonomy places the organism in Eukaryota, Apicomplexa, Aconoidasida, Haemosporida, Plasmodiidae.
AUGAAAAAUAACGAAUUUGAAAAUAUUGAUAACGAAAUAAAAGUGAAAGGAAAUUUAUCUGAAGAAUCAAGUGAUACAAUCUAUAAAAAUCGAUUUCGUUUUAAAAAAAAUUCGAUUCAAAUAAAAAAAAAUAGUCUAUUAAAAACUAAAAUUAAAAAUAGUAAUUUAGAAGGAACUAUAAUAAAUGAUCCAAGAUUAAGUAACCUUGUCCAAUUUAAUAAUAAGGAUGAUAAUACUUCAUGUAUCGAAAAUAAUAUAAUAACAAAAGAUAUACAAAAUGAAGAAUUAGAAAAGUAUUCUAUGAAAAAAAAUUCAAAAAAUAAAAAACCUACUGUAGUAUUUACCAAACUAACAACUAUACAAAAAAAAAAAUAUAUAAAAAAUACCGAUGAAAAUAUUACAAAUGAAAUAAAGAACGACAAAAAAAAAGAAAAAAAUGUGUUAAUAAAAAAUAAACAUUCUAACGAAUUAAAUACAUCGUUAAAUGAUAAAAGUAGUUAUACAAACAUUAAAAGUCCUCUUGACAAUAUUUCCAAUUUUAACAAAUCAAAAACUAAUAACCAAAAGGUUCAUAAAAAAAAUGAAAUUCAUAAAAACUUUCUAAGAAAUAAGCAUAAUUUAGUAAAUAACAAUAUAAAUCAAAUUGAUAAUCAAAAUAAUUCAAUUGAAAUAAUAAAUUAUAAUACAACAACGGACAAAACUGAUGAGUCCCCUUUAAGCCUCCUUAAGAAACAUGGGAAAUUGAUAAAAUAUAUUAAUGAAAUACACAUGAGCAAUUCAGAAGAAAUCAUAAAUCUUCGAAACGAAUUUUCAACUAUAAAGAGCGAUCUUAAUAAAAUAAUGAACAUAAUAAGUAUUGGUCAAAAGGCUGUUUCAUCUUUAAAAUGA